Geosmithia morbida is the source of this 393-nucleotide messenger RNA. Its product is annotated as 26S proteasome non-ATPase regulatory subunit 9. The record is from RefSeq and is a predicted model, not a curated record. Gene Ontology annotation, cellular component: cytoplasm; nucleus. Lineage: Eukaryota; Fungi; Ascomycota; Sordariomycetes; Hypocreales; Bionectriaceae. The coding region runs from base 1 to 393 and encodes 130 amino acids. The transcript has 2 exons. Gene Ontology annotation, molecular function: protein binding. Gene Ontology annotation, biological process: proteasome regulatory particle assembly.
AUGUAUCUAGUUGCGGAUGCCUCUGACAGCUUGUUAGUUCGUACAACGAGAGCGCGCAUCAUUCGGCUACGAAAUGAUUACAAGGACCUUAUGAAAACCAUUGAGAACCAUCUCCACAACCACUUUGCGAACCUAGACGAUGACGCUGCCCCCCAGGCACCAAUAUCCAACGGCCACAUCGGGCUACCAGACGCCGAGGAUGAUGCUCCCGACCCGGUCUUUGCUAGAGUCAAUACCGUGGCUGCUGGCAGCCCCGCUGAGACUGCUGGUCUGAAGCCAAGCGAUGAGAUUCGCAACUUUGGCUACGUCAACUGGUCUAAUCAUGAUGGACUCAAGAGGCUGGGCGAGUGCGUUCAGGGUAACGAGGGACCCAACGGCAAGAGCUUCGCCUGA